Molecule: messenger RNA, 1711 nt
Organism: Solanum tuberosum (potato)
Lineage: Eukaryota; Viridiplantae; Streptophyta; Magnoliopsida; Solanales; Solanaceae
Product: F-box/FBD/LRR-repeat protein At4g26340-like
Exons: 3
Coding region: 141-1670 (509 amino acids)
Molecular function (GO): protein binding
Source: RefSeq, a predicted model, not a curated record
AUAAUAAUAUUGUUGUUGUUCCCUCCGAAUCCUUUUCCGGGUUCUAUAAAUGUAAGGGUUCUGUUUCACCAAUUGUCAUCUUCCUUAAUACUUGCGAACCCUUUUCCGGUGGCUCUCUGUUUCCUCCAUUGUUGUCUUCAAUGGAUCGAAUUUCCGAAUUACCAGAGCCAAUUUUAGAGUACAUCUUGUCUUUUCUUGUUUACAAAAAUGUUGCACAAUUAAGUAUGUUGUCCAAGACUUGGAACAAGGUUUGCAAUUCAAUCUCCUAUUUGAAAUUUGAUGGUGAUUUUUUCUUUACGCCAUCAAAAUACAAACCAAAGCUGGUGGAUGUUGUGCAUCAAACCCUAGAAAAUCGUCGAAAGCUGAAGAUUGCCGUACACAAGUGUUGGCUACCAUUAACGAUUGGAUCUCAUGAGGUAUACAAUUGUUGGAUUGAUACACUUGUAGUUUGUAAUAUCAAAGAACUACAUCUAUCAAUUAAAUCUCAUCUUUACAAAUUGCCUGAGAUGAUCUUUAAUGCAAAAGCCCUAAAUGUGCUGAGGCUGAUUGGAUUUAACAUUAUUGAAUUGCCUUGUAAAAGUAUAAAUUUGCCAUCUCUGCGAGAGUUUUAUCUUGACAGUGUAAUUUUGGACGACAACUUUCUUCGAGCUAUAUGCACAACCUGUUCUAAUUUAGUGGUUUUGUAUUUGGUGGGCUGUCAUGGAUUUAACAGUUUGCAAGUUGGUGAAAAUUUACCUAAACUGAAAAAAUUGAAAUUGGAAUAUUCUUAUCAUCAAGUCCAAUUCGUUGAUAUUAGUUCAACUAAUCUUGAACAACUUACCAUCUACGGCAAUUGUGAUUACCUAAAGGCAGUUGAAAUAACUGCUUCUAAAGCCCUUAAGACUCUGUACCUCCAGCGUGUGCCGAUAACCCAAAAAAUUCUUUCUUGCCUUGGAAAUCUAGACAAGUGUGAGUUAUUUUUUUGCCACACAUUGAAGACUCUAAAGAUUGCAAGUUUCCUGCUCAAACAGCUGACGGUACAUCAAUGUCCUAACCUAAUCGCUGUUGAAUUAGACACUCCUAAUUUGAUAAGGUUUUCGUACAAUUGUCAUUCAUUGCCAACCCUGCAACUGAAAGCUUCAGCUUCAGCUUCAUUGGAAGCAAAAAUUUGCUUUGUCUCAGGAACCACUGACAGUGAUGUCACAAAAUUUCUUGGUAACUUCAAUCAGUCCAUGGUUGUUGAAUUAACAUGCAAAAGUGACAAGGCACUAGUUAUACCAAAAGACAUGAGAGGAAGCUUGCUUCCUCCCCUUUACGGUACUAAUCGUGUUCAUGUAAAUAUUCGAAGUCCAUUGAUAAACUGUUCGAUUGUCGACAUUCUUGAUAGUAUGCUUUGGAUUUCUCCUCAACUGGACACCCUAUCUUAUUUCAAACCUGACUUAAAGAUCCUAAUGUUUAUAUAUGAAGAUGCAUUAGAUGAAGAUGAGAAGCCUUGUUGUACAUCUCAACCUUGGAAAUGUUGGAGGCAUAAGUUAAAGCAAGUCAAAAUACAAAACAUUACAUGUAUGGAACAAAAACAGGAGUUGAGAAACUACUUGUACGCAAACCCAGAUAUCCCGGAGAUAAUUGAGGUUCCUGGCCCAGUAUUCAUCGAUCCCACAGUAUUCAUCCACAGAUUCGUAAUUGGAUAAUAUGUGUAUUUCCAAUUAUAGUAUUGAGUAUAUCUUCAUGU